AUGGCUGAAUGCAAUCUCCCACCGACAUUGACCGCCAUCGUUCAGCAUGAAGGCGGCAUUCUUCGAGUCACUCCUGGGCUGUCGCUCCCGGAGCUUGCACCCCACCACAUCCUGGUGCAAACGGCCGCCGUGGGCCUGAAUCCCUGUGAUUUCAAAAUGCCUCUUCGAUUUCCCACUCCCGGACUGUGGGAUGGCUGCGACUUUGCCGGUAAAGUCGUCGCCUUGGGCAGCGCAGCCGCCGCAGAGGCCCGCUUUCGCCUCGGAGAUCGCGUCUUCGGUGCUGUUCAAGGCUCCAAUCAGUCUGACCCAGUUUCUGGCGCAUACUCUGAGUACGUCCGUACCGAAUCGGAUUUUGCGUUCCAUAUCCCAGAGGAUAUGCCAUUUACCACCGCGCCCGCCAUUUCGGGCACAGCUAUCGCAACGCUCGGGGUUGCUCUCUUUUGGUCUCUGAAACUCCCUGGAACAUUUGAGGAGCCCGCGACCAAAUCAGAGGAUGUGCUAAUCUACGGCGGUAGCAGCACGCUGGGGCUUCUUGCCAUUCAGAUGGUGAAAAUCUGUGGUCACCGAGUUGUCACGACGUGCUCGCCUCACAACUUUGAAUUGGUUCGAUCUUAUGGAGCCGAUCUCGUCUUUGACUAUAGCUCGCCCACGUGUGCUGAAGACAUUCGCGCAGCCACCAAAAAUGCCCUACGAUAUGUGCUGGAUCCGUUUGGGGAGGCAAAAACCCUGCGACUGUGCCAGGCGGCCGUAGGCCGCACUGGCGGAUGGUAUUGCGCGCUGGAACAAUACCAGGAAAAUUUCUGCUCGCGGAAGACGGUGAAGCAUGAGCUGGUAAUGGGAGGGGCUAUCUCCGGCCGCGGCGUCGAGCUUCCUGAACCCUAUGGAAUCCCCCCUAGGCCGGAAAUUGGCGUAUGGGCUCGUCCGUGGUACCGCACCAUCCAGCGCUUGAUAGAUGAAGGGCGGCUGAAACCCUGUCCUCGGGAAAUUCUCUCGGGGGGCUUUGAGGGCAUUCUCAAGGGCUUGGAAGUGCUCCGAAACGGAAAAGUCUCAGGAAAGAAGCUCAUUGUCCCACUAGAGAGCUAG
This is a messenger RNA of Penicillium alfredii, 1083 nucleotides long. Its product is annotated as zinc-binding alcohol dehydrogenase family protein. The transcript has 2 exons. The record is from RefSeq and is a predicted model, not a curated record. Lineage: Eukaryota; Fungi; Ascomycota; Eurotiomycetes; Eurotiales; Aspergillaceae. Bases 1 to 1083 code for a protein of 360 amino acids. Gene Ontology annotation, molecular function: oxidoreductase activity, acting on NAD(P)H.